AUGUCAUAUUAAUUUCAUUGAUACUUUUGAAUGUCAAAUUUUUUGUGUAAAUAGUCUGUUCUCCUUCCUUCAAUUCUCAUCACACCACUCACCUCAUCUCCAUAUCUUCAGCCUCAUCCAUCCUGACACAUAGCAACAUACUUGGGGAAUAUGAAUUAUUUUUUUAACAAUGGAAUAUUUGGUGAUAUAUUUGAUUUUAUAGUCGAGGAAGACCAUCUCCAUGUUUACUUGAGGAUAAAGGAUGGUAUCGACAACUAUGAAGAUUUAUAUGAAGUUCUAGACUCUCAAACUGUUGCUUCUAAAGUUUCCGAAGGAUUCAACAUAAUAAGGAAUUCUAAGGAUGACGUUAUGAUGAAGAAAUAUAACUUCUCGAAAAUAUUCGGGCCCAAAACAACCCAGUUGGAAAUAUUUAACGAACUUGUUAAAACAAAGCUUUUGAAAUUCAUCAAUGGUCAUAACUCUUCCCUAUUGACUUAUGGGGUUUCCAGCUCUGGAAAAACAUACACAAUUGUUGGAACUGCUGCAGAACCUGGUGUGGUCCCUCGUUCAUUGGAAUAUCUCUUCAGGACUCUUCCUGUUUUGUCGAAAGUCCCCACAGUAAAGCCUAUGCCAUACGGAAAAAUCGUAAAAUUAACCGAUGAGCAAAUUCAAAGGGAAAUCGAUUUGAAAGAGGAAUUACUCAAUUUCAAUUGGCCCAACAGUGCUAGAAGUGAACAUAUUAACACAUAUUGUAAAAUGCAGUCUCGUCUCAGUGAAGAUCCUGUUGCAGAACUUGAGGAUUACUCGCAUUUGGAUGUAAGCGUAUGGGUUUCAUUCACAGAAAUUUAUAAUGAGCACAUAUACGACCUGCUACAAUCGAGGAGUUCGAAAAAGGAAAAGCUGAAAUUGGGUUGCGCCAACGGCGAGACUUAUGUGAAAAAUUUGAAGCUUGUACAUGUAACGUCAGGGUUGGAGGCUUAUCAGAUAUUGCAAUACGGCCUGCACCAUCUGAACUACGCGAAAACGAACAUCAAUGAUCAUUCCAGCCGAUCCCAUUCCAUAUUCACCAUCUGGCUCACGCAGACAGGAAGGAAUGUGACGGAAGAAUGUCACAUAAGCCAUUUCAAUUUUUGCGAUUUGGCAGGUGCUGAGCGCUCCAAAAAAACACUCAAUGUUGGUGAGAGGCUGAAGGAAUCCAACAACAUCAACACUUCUUUGCUAGUUUUGGGAAGAUGUAUAGCAGCUGUCAGGAAAGCUCAGCAAUCCUCAGAUCAUCACAUCGUUCCGUUCAGAGAAUCGAAAUUGACCCAGUUGUUCCAAAAGGCGUUAUCCGGUUUGGAGGACAUCUGCAUGAUAGUGAAUAUCAAUCCGUGCCGCGAACUUUUCGAUGAAACCCAACACGUGUUGAACUUUUCGGCGAUCGCCAAAGAUAUCGUGGUUGUCGAACGUCCAGUGGUGCCCCCGAAGCGCGAUGAGAGGAUUUCUCAACUUCUGAGCAGGACCGUCGAGCCAUCGAACAGCGUUAUCGGAUUGGAGAAGGAGAAGACGAUACAGGAACUGAAGAACGAGCUGGCCGAAACCGUUUGCAAGUUGGAACUGGAGGAAUUGGAUCAGACGAGAGAAAUUGAGAUGAUGAGGAAUAGAAUCAUGGCGGAGUAUACCAAGCAGUACGAGGAGCACAAUGAACAAAUGGAAUAUGAGUUAUUGGCUUUGAAGAAGAGGUUGAGAGAGCAGAACAAGAAGCGGUUGCAGGUGGCCAAGUUGGAAUUAAUGCAAGAGCUUGGCGUGAACGUCUCCGAUAUACAGGAUGACGACUCUGACGCUUCCAAUUGCUCCAGUAGGGAAGCUAUAUACGUGUCCAGUUCAGACGAUGAAUCAAUCGAGUCUGAUACGAUAGAAACGAUAACUAUUGUUAGUUCGGAUGAGGAAGAAGAAGAAUCAGAAGUGGAUAAAUGGAGGAGGAAAGUCGAGGCGCAGGAAACUUUGAUCGCAGAACAUCACAAAACCAUAUCCCGUCUUACGGAGCAAAUAGAAGAAAUCAAAUUACGGUAUGGUGCAGAUAUGGAACAGUUGUUGAUCGAGAAAGAUUUGAAAAUUCAAGAGUUAAUGGAGCGUGUACAAGAGAUAGGAGAAGAAAGUCCUUUAAUAUUAUAAAUUUUAUAGAAAAUUAAUAUUUAUAGUUCAUUUGUAAGAUAUUUUUUUUAAAUAUAUUCACAUGUUGAUUAUU
Coccinella septempunctata (seven-spotted ladybird) is the source of this 2206-nucleotide messenger RNA. RefSeq names its product kinesin-like protein KIF20A. Bases 151 to 2133 code for a protein of 660 amino acids. Gene Ontology annotation, biological process: microtubule-based movement. The record is from RefSeq and is a predicted model, not a curated record. Lineage: Eukaryota; Metazoa; Arthropoda; Insecta; Coleoptera; Coccinellidae. Gene Ontology annotation, cellular component: kinesin complex; nucleus; microtubule. The transcript has 6 exons. Gene Ontology annotation, molecular function: microtubule motor activity; microtubule binding; ATP hydrolysis activity.